UUGCCCGACCCAUGAGAGUAGAGUGAACAUAGUGUUAUUAUUGGUAUUCUCGCGACCCAGAAAAAUCACAAUUCUCCCAUAUUUUCUUACCAUCCAAACACCUUCUCCUUUCCUCUAUCUCCCUCUCUUUAGGGUUUAUUUGCAUCCCUCAAAAUCCCCCACUUUCUGGCACUUUCCUGGAAACUCUCGUACUUUCAUAUCCCCAUCACGAGACGAUAGAAAGGUAUGCCUCUUCAUUGGGACCCCCCAACUCUGUUUCUUUAGAGCUUCGGAGGAUUUCGAUUACAGCGGUUCGAAGAUCUCUGUGAUGAACAACGAUUUCGAAUUGGACGGAAAAUCAGGUGCCACUGUAGAGGUUGAGGAAGCUAGAGCUAGGGUUUCCGAAGGCGGUGCUGGUAGCUCAAAAGAUGAAGCUAGGGUUUCAACAAUGGAGUUCGAUUCAGGAGCUCCGGAGAGCGAGGCUGGUGAUUCUCGGGUUUCCAGAGGCGGAAGAUCUGAGGAGGAUAGGGCUAGGGUUAGGGUUAGUCCGGAGAGUGACGUUUGGAAUGUAGAUAAAGUGAUGGAAUCGAAGGGCUCUGGAAUUCAGUUGGAAAAAGCGAGUGUCUUUGUAUUCCAUGAUGAUCAGGAGGAUGUAUUUGACAUUGGAAGGGUCGAAAUCGACGAGGAUUAUGAAAAAUUUGAUAAUGAAAAUGAUGAAGAUGACCGUGCAGAUGUGGAGAAGGAUAAGUCUUAUGAGCACCGGUCUUUGUUAUCUGAGUUUGAUGAGUUUGUGGCUAAUGAGAAGAGUGGAGUAGCUCUUGGAACGUCGAGGGCACUUAGCUAUGGGUUCGAAGUGGGUGAUUUGGUGUGGGGAAAGGUAAAAUCUCACCCAUGGUGGCCGGGACACAUAUUUAACGAGGCAUUUGCAUCGUCUCAGGUGCGCCGGACACGAAGGGAAGGUCAUGUGUUGGUGGCUUUCUUUGGUGAUAGUAGCUAUGGGUGGUUCGACCCAGCUGAGCUUAUCCCAUUUGAUCCCCAUUUUGCUGAGAAAUCUCUGCAGACGAAUCACAGAACCUUUGUGAAGGCUGUGGAAGAGGCUGUUGAUGAGGCGAAUCGCAGGUGUGGAGUUGGUUUGGCUUGUAAAUGUAGGAACCCCUAUAAUUUCCGGGCCACAAGUGUGCAAGGGUACUUUGUUGUUGAUGUGCCAGAUUAUGAGCCGGGAGCAGUUUAUUCUGAGAAUCAGAUUAAGAAGGUGAGGGAUAGUUUUAAGCCGAGUGAGAUCUUGUCUUUCUUAAAGCAGUUGGCCGUGUUACCACACGGUGAUGAUCAGAAGAGCCUUAACUUUAAUAAGAAUAAGGCUACUGCAUUUGCAUUUCGUAAGGCUGUGUUUGAAGAGUAUGAUGAGACCUAUGCUCAGGCAUUCGGAGUGCAUCAAGGACGCUCUUCUCGUAAACUAGUUGCCCCAGUGGACCCACCUCGAGCUCCCUUGAGUGGUCCAUUGGUGAUUGCUGAAGUUCUGGGUGGGCGGAAGAAUGCCACGAAACCCAUGAAAGUCAAGGAUCAUUCAAAGAAAGACAAAUACGUUUUCAAACGGAGAGAUGAACCCAGUAACUUGAAAACCCAUCUAACUAGCCAGGGCCAAGCUAGUUCCUCAGCCCCAUCUGCUGGCUUGGAGGGAUCAAUACCAUUAGUAGAUGGGGAUUAUACAGUACAGAAGAGGGCUCCAGCUGUCUCUACAAAGACUCGGGUUCCAGCAAAACAUGAACAGACUGAUUUUAUCAGCCGCAGUUCUACAGUUUCAAAUACAGAUGUAUAUGGGAAAGAAGCUGUAAUCAUAGAUCAGGCAACAGCAAACAGCUCUCUCACCACCCAAGAUGUUACUAAUGAUGCAAAGCCAUCUCUUGACAAAGAAAGAGGGGCUCUGCAGGAAGUAAAAGACGGAGGUACAAGCACAGAAUGUCUUGAUUUAUUUGGGGAAGGGACCAAGCAACGUACAAAAGAUGGUACAUCACAACCCUUAAAGCAGGAAGGUGAGGGUUUGGUUGAGAUUAAAUGUGAAGAGAGUCCAAAAUUGUCUGGAUCACAUGAAAAUUUUCAACAACCUUCUAGUUCUUUGAAGAAAGUGGAAGGAGGUUAUGAAUUGAAUCAAGUUCGCGAUGGUCGUGGUGUUGGAGAUCCUUCCUCAGUUGAGGCAAAGAGUUCAGGUGGGAUGAAAGCUAUUGGUGGAGUGAAAAAAGCAAAGGUUCUUAAACGGCGUGCAGAGGACUUGCGCACCGAAGACUCUAUGAUGGGGGAUAACAGGAAAAAGAAAAAGAAGAAACAGUUAGGUUCUGAAGCAAGCUUCAGAAACCCACAGAAGCCUUUGAUUUCUGGAAAGGUACAUUCCUUGGGGAGUAAAGUUGCAGGAAAUUCCAAGGAUGUAGGUUUGGCUCCAAGAGAGGACAUCCAGGUAGAACAUCAUAAGAAAGAUGUUGUUGCCAGUAAUAACUCGUCUGAAACUGUUGGAAAAUUUUCAAUUGUUGGCCUGGGAGAUGUGGAGCUUGAACUACCACAACUGGUAAGUGAUUUGCAAGCCCUUGCCCUUGAUCCUUUUCAUGGUUUUGAAACAAACAGCCCUGCAAUUGUUCGGCAGUUCUUUCUGCACUUCCGGUCCCUUGUCUACCAGAAAAGCUUGGUUCUGUCACCACCCUCCGAGACUGAACCUGUUGAAGUUCGCUCCUCUAAAUCUCCAUCUGGUGUCAAAGCCUCUGACAUAUCGCCUACUGAGCAAGUCAGAGAUUUGCCAUUCUCAAAGGCAGCAAAACCCAUGUUCAGAUCCGACGACCCUACCAUAGCCGGGCGGAAGCGUGCCCCAUCUGACCGUCAAGGAGAUAUUGCAGCUAAGAGGUCCAAGAAAAUUAGUGAUCUGAAAACGUUGGCUGCAGAGAAGAAGGCCAGUCAGAGAGCUUUAGAAUCCAAGCGUGUGGAGGCCAAAGAAUCAGCAGUACCGCUUCUGCGAAGGUCAAUCAAGCCAGGUUUUGCGAAGAAAACAGAGCCUGCAUCAAAGGCAGUUGAACCCACAAUGCUGGUGAUGAAGUUCCCUCCCAAAAUAUCUCUCCCAUCACCAGCAGAACUGAAGGCAAAGUUUGCACGAUUUGGGCCUAUGGAUCAGUCCGGUCUCCGUGUCUUUUGGAAGUCCGCAACAUGCCGGGUUGUCUUUCUGCACAAAUCUGAUGCACAAGCAGCAUUGAAGUUUGCUACCGCAAACAGCUCACUUUUUGGCAACUUUAGUGUGAGGUGCCAAAUUCGAGAAGUGGGUGGUCCUGAAGUUCCGGAUUCCGGCAAGGGCGACAAUCCCAGUGAGAUUCCGCGGGUUAAGGAUUCAUCAGUGGGGCAGUCACUGACAGCAGCAAUGGCAUCUGCACUCAGACAGCAGCAGCAGGCUCUUCUUCCACAGAGUGCAGUCCAGCUCAAGUCGAUUCUGAAGAAGUCGUCGGGCGAGGAGCAGGGAGGGCAGGUAACUACCGGUGGCAAUGGAAAUAGUAAAGGAACUGCACGUGUAAAAUUCAUGUUAGGUGGGGAAGAAAGUAGUAGAAGUACUGAUCAAUUCAUGAUGGCUGGUAAUAGAAAUAACUUCAACAACAACAACAGCAGUGCUAGUUUUGCUGAUGGUGGUGCUGCUGCACAUUCUUCUUCUACUUCUUCUAUUGCUAUGGAUUUUAAUACUAGGAACUUUCAAAAGGUCAAUGCUCCUCCAACUUUUUCAUCAUCGCCUCCUAUACUUCCUCCUCCCCUUGGUCCUCCACUUCCUCCUCCUCAAUAUGCAAAGCCCCCGCAUAAUAAAUUUCCACCACACCAUUCAGAAAUGGCACCACCCAGAAAUAGUCAACAUCUCAACACACCCACUGCAUUUCCAAGUGCACCCAGCGUCGAUAUUUCACACCAGAUGCUAAGCCUGUUGACUAGGUGCAACGAUGUCGUAGCCAACGUCAAGGGUUUGCUUGGCUAUGUGCCGUACCAUCCUCUUUGAUGGUGAAACAUGGGCAAAAUUAUAUGCCAUAAAGCAAGCCAAGGCAAGGCAAAGACGGACAAGACAAUUACAUGGAAUCCACCACAUGAAUUGGGCUUUACGAAAACGACGUUUGGAUUUUGGGGGGAAGCUGUUCAAGAGAGAGAGCUUCUCAAAUGUAGUAGUUUGUUUACAAGUUGGAUACCUCUGAUUGUACUGAGAUGAUGAUAUUGAUGAUAGUGCCAUCUUUUUCUUUUUCUCUUUUUGGGUUUAACUUUUGUUCUUUGGGCCAGUUUCCAUAAUCUCUUUAUUUUUAGGCUGUGCUGCCUAUUGCUCUUACACAUAAAGAGUUUUGACGAUUCGCUUGAGGCGCAGCGUAUGUUUAAAA
Prunus dulcis (almond) is the source of this 4355-nucleotide messenger RNA. RefSeq lists its product as uncharacterized. NCBI's taxonomy places the organism in Eukaryota, Viridiplantae, Streptophyta, Magnoliopsida, Rosales, Rosaceae. The record is from RefSeq and is a predicted model, not a curated record. The coding region runs from base 308 to 3988 and encodes 1226 amino acids. The transcript is spliced from 2 exons.